Molecule: messenger RNA, 1008 nt
Organism: Cylicocyclus nassatus
Lineage: Eukaryota; Metazoa; Nematoda; Chromadorea; Rhabditida; Strongylidae
Source: the annotation of a GenBank genome assembly
CAACAAGUACCUUGGUCAAAUGAACCAGGAAUUGAAAGGGCGCCAGUCGGUUCGGCACCUCCCUCGCAGCAACCUACCUUGCAGUCGGACGCUUUGGACGUAAUGCGCACAUGUUUGUCGCGUGAAAUUGGAAGCACGGAAUUUUCAACCCCGCUCUAUGCAAUGGUUGCAAGAGGAACGCCGUUAUCAAGUGUCACUCUGCAGGAGACGCUCCACCAUUGUAGGCAAGUAACUCAGUUCGAUCUACAGGAUCUGUCUAGAUUGGUGCAGAGCGCCGAGCGCUCUAGGCAUGGUAUUUCUUUAUUUGAUAACAUCGAAACAACGCGGCUCUUGGUAGAAAACGCGAUAUCCAACCGCGUGCUGGUUAAUCUUCUGCUAACAAAGAACAGAGAUCUCGAGUCUCAAAUCCAUGUACUGCGACAGAUCUGCAACAAGCUUACUAGCGGAAUCAGCGAGUCCUCUUCCACCAUAAGCUUCAGCCCUGAUAAUCUCAAGAAACAGCACAUAAUCAAGCGUAGUUCACCAUUCAAGGAACUAAACCUCAACGAGCUUCUCGCCGGCUACACAGCUCCGAGUAGAGUCAAACACAAGACUUCGCUCGUCAUCAAUGACUUUUCACGUGUGAUCUUCAGACAGGUUUGUGGACCAGAUCCCUCAGAUAUAUGGAAUUUUGCUCAUCGUACAUCUAAUGUAUCGCGCAAGCCGGAUUUACAAGAUCUGCCUGAGUCCAUAGUUAUCACACUCAACGAUUUCGUAUUGGAUGCGCUUAGCCUCGGCAACGAGGAUUUGGAGGGAUACAGAUUGAAUUCGAUAAGAAGCUUGCGCACUAGUUACUGGAUCUCUCUGGGUACAUCCGAUGAAGAACGCGAGAAAAAGUUCAACUAUCUGCUGGAGCAAAAAACUUUCUACUGCGGCCAAAUCAGGACCUGUAUCGCAGAAGCACUCGAGGAUGUCCGUUAUUAUCGCCUCGACAAGGGAAAACUUGUGCCUUCAAAGGUUCAAACUUAG